CAUCCAUUCAGCUGUUUACGUUUUACAGUGUAUCAAAAUUGUUUUUACUAAUUUUGGUUUAUCUAUAAUUAAAUAGUAAUAUUAUACUAAAUACUAUCAAAUAAAGAGAAAAGAAAAAGUUCCAAGUGGUGUAUUGGGUUUAGGCUUAUGUUUGUUUAAUGGUGGUUAGGUGAGAAUAAAAUAAACCCAAAUCAUAGCUCUUAAAAUCAUUAAAAGUAAAGUAUAAAAGUGAAAAAUGGAUCGUUUUAGACAAAUGGAAGAUGAAAUGAGCAGAUUUGAAGCUGAAAUAUCUGGGCAAUCUCUUAUGGGUGGAUUUGUUGGACCCGCAUUUAUACCAGGUUUUGGAAACAUUCCACCACCUCCACAACCUCCAUUACUUAUUCCUCAUCAAGUGGGUAAAAAAGUAUUUCCAUCUCAGUCAAUCAUUUCCUCAGCACCUUCAGUUGUUACUGCUAAACCCACUGUUUAUCAAGCUCCCCCUCAAAGAGCAAGGCCACAACCAGCUGCUCCAACUGCUGCACCGACAACAGCUGCAUCCCAGUCAGCCGUAGAUUUCCUUGCAUUGCAAUCUGAAGUGGAGAAAAAAUUAAAGAAACUCAAAAAUGAAAAAAUCAGUGCUGAAAUAGCUAUUUCUCAGGGAAAAGCAAGUAGUGCCUUGCAGUCAUUUGGACCCGAAGAACAUAAAAGAAAAGGAUCAAAGAAUCGAAAAUUAUUAAGAAUUGCUGGUGGACAAACUUGGGAGGACUCAUCUUUAGCAGAUUGGCCUGACGAUGACUUUAGGAUAUUCUGUGGUGAUCUAGGAAAUGAUGUAACUGAUGAAUUACUAACUAGAACCUUUAAUAAGUUUCCCUCCUUUCAAAGGGCGAAAGUAAUAAGGGACAAAAGAACAAAUAAAAGCAAAGGUUAUGGAUUUGUUAGCUUUAAGGAGCCCUCUGACUUUACAAAAGCAAUGAAGGAAAUGAAUGGUCGGUACGUUGGCAGUCGUCCUAUAAAACUAAGGAAAAGUACUUGGAGAAGCAGAUGCAUUGACGUAGUAAAAAAGAAAGAAAAGGAAAAAGCGGCACUUAUUAAUCUCCUGACAUCUGGGGGUGGUAAAUAAAAUUGUAUGUAAUGAAUGUAUGCAGAAUGUAUGUAAUGAUUAAAAAACAAUAAGCAA
This is a messenger RNA of Anthonomus grandis grandis, 1156 nucleotides long. RefSeq names its product RNA-binding protein 42. The record is from RefSeq and is a predicted model, not a curated record. The coding region runs from base 236 to 1099 and encodes 287 amino acids. The transcript has 6 exons. NCBI's taxonomy places the organism in Eukaryota, Metazoa, Arthropoda, Insecta, Coleoptera, Curculionidae. Gene Ontology annotation, molecular function: mRNA binding.